Molecule: messenger RNA, 2484 nt
Organism: Acanthopagrus latus (yellowfin seabream)
Lineage: Eukaryota; Metazoa; Chordata; Actinopteri; Spariformes; Sparidae
Product: zinc finger protein 691-like
Exons: 3
Coding region: 372-1751 (459 amino acids)
Biological process (GO): regulation of transcription by RNA polymerase II
Molecular function (GO): RNA polymerase II cis-regulatory region sequence-specific DNA binding; DNA-binding transcription factor activity
Source: RefSeq, a predicted model, not a curated record
AGUGAACACAGAGCCGCUGUUUGAUUAUGAAUCUAUAGAAUUAAUGUUCCUGUCUCAGAUUCUGGUUCUGAUUACGUCACUGAUGGAACGGAGACUAAUUCCAAAACUUAAACUAGAGUUUAGGGUUAGUUUAAAACGCAGCAGCAGAUCUGAAGGUUAAACAUGACACAUUUACUAUUGAUACUAUUAUAGUUGAUCUACCUGCUUCUGUCAUACUUUUAUUGUGAAGACUUCCGGUCUUCCUCCAUCUCGGUGUGUACUGAAACUUGACUAUUUCCGGUCUGCCGACAUUAAGCCUCCAGCAGCUUCUCGUCUUAGUCUCAGUCCCUCAGUGUCCCGGUCUGUCUGUCUGUGUCUCGGUCGGGUCAGACAUGUCGAAGCUCGACGUGUUGCGGCUGUUUGUGGACCAGCGGCUCUCCGCGCUCACUGACGACAUCUUCCACCGUUUCGCCAGAAUGAUCGCUGAAUACGAGCACGAAGUUUUCCGGUUAAAACAAGAACUGGACCGACAGAGACGAUUGCAGGACCCGACUGGACGAGCCGGGGACCGAGCGGGGGACCGAGCAGCAGGUGUACUGCAGGUUUUCACCACAGAAGGAGAACAACUGGUGAGGGGGCGGAGCUUCUGUCCCGACAUUAAGCAGGAAGAGGGUGGGACUUUGGGAGAAGAGGAGCCCAACAUCAUGUUCACACAAAGUCCUGAUUGGCUGAUGGAGAGACUUGAAAGAGCGCAGAGUCCGUUGUCCAAUCAAAUCCAGUUCUCUGAGGAAGAGGUGGGGCCUCAACAUGCUGUCAACAAACAGGAAGUGCUCAGAGUCAAACAGGAAGUGGAUAAGGGUGUUGUUCAGAAUUUUACCACAGAAGGCAAGCAACAGACGAGGGGGCGGGGCUUCCGUCUGCAUGUCAAAAAGGAGGAGGGCGGCACUUCAGGACCAGAUGACAUUGUCACAGAGUUCACACAGAGUCCUGAUUGGCUGAUGGACGGCUACGAGGACGAGGGCAGUUCUUCAUCCUAUCAUAUCCAGUCCCAGAGAGAGGAGGUGGAGUCUGACCACCACAGGAACCAUUUAGAUUCAGGCACUGAAGACAGUGAUGAUGCCCAGCUGGGACCAGGUCUCCAGAGGACUGGGGGAUCUGGGACUGACCCUCCUGUAGACCAGAAGCUGCUGGUCUGUGGCAGCUGUGGUCGAGAGUUCAGCUCAAGUCGAACUCUGAGGAAACACAUCAGAAGAAACACGUCUCAGGACCAGGACCUGAUGUCCUGCAGCCUCCGCAGACAGAGGGUCCCCUUCCAGAGUCCUGCCAAGUCCUUCAUCUGCAGGAUCUGCGGGAGUUCCUUCUACACUCAGGGGAUUCUGGUCCGGCACGCAGAGAACCACUGCAAGGAGCCCGAGAGCCGGUGUGGGGCCUGCGGGGAUUGUCUGGAGUCUACCGAGGUCCUGAGAGACCACCUGCGGUCCCACAAAGAGCUGGGCAGCACCUGUGAUGUCUGUGGGAAGAAGUGCAGCUCCAUCAAGAGGAUGGAGAUCCACAAACGGGUCCACACGGGGGAAAAACCGUACCGUUGCGGAUUCUGCAGCAGGGACUUCAGCCGGAAGGAGAGUCUGGAGAGACACCUGAAGGUCCACAGUGGGGACAGACCGCACCGCUGUGGACUGUGCAGGAGGACCUUCACCAGGAGGGAGUACCUGGUCCACCACCUGAAGAUCAGCCACAUGGAGAAACCAGGUCCACCUGCAGGGACUGCAUAGAGAGACCAGGUCCACUUGCAGGGACUGCAUAGAGAGACCAGGUCCACUUGCAGGGACUGCAUAGAGAGACCAGGUCCACUUGCAGGGACUGCAUAGAGAGACCAGGUCCACUUGCAGGGACUGAGAUGUUCAGUACUGAGACUUAAACUGUGAAACUAAUUAAAACAGAAAAUUUCGGGUCAGAAAUCAGCCUGAAGGAUUCCAGAAAGUCAAUUAGACCUGAACAGGAUCUGAUCUGAACCAGCUCUGAAUAGGAUCAGCUUCCCAGCAGCUGGACUCAGAACUUUGAAACAGUUGAUAAUGAAUGACUGUUAUCUAGAGGACAUUUUAGGACAGCAUCCUGAUUUAAAGAAACAUGCACAUGAAUCUUCUUCUUCUGUGGUCCCAGCAGUCAUAUGACACAUGACUGGUGACGUCAGCCUGGACUCAGGUGACGUCAGCCUGGACUCAGGUGACGUCAGCCUGGACUCAGGUGACGUCAGCCUGGACUCAGGUGACGUCAGCCUGGACUCAGGUGACAUCAGCGGGGACAGGAUCAUUGGCUCAGAUCUGAUUUGAUCAUCUGAAGGCUUUAGAGGGAUGUUCUGUAUCAAUUAAAGUUUUUAAUGUGUACAAUUGAAAUGUUAAUAAAGAUUUUAAUAUUUUCUACCUCAGAAACUCUCAGCAGGUGCAGAAUCAUCUGGUUCACCUGUUCUCUUAUUUCAUAUUAAAUCAAACCAAGUGAAUCAUCUAA